This is a messenger RNA of Guillardia theta CCMP2712, 2166 nucleotides long. RefSeq lists its product as hypothetical. The record is from RefSeq and is a predicted model, not a curated record. Lineage: Eukaryota; Cryptophyceae; Pyrenomonadales; Geminigeraceae. The coding region runs from base 1 to 2166 and encodes 721 amino acids. The transcript is spliced from 13 exons.
AUGCAGGAGCUGAGCCAGUGGCACGAGCGAGUCAGACCCGAGCGGGUUGACGAGCAGAGCUCGAGAGGACGCCUAGUCUCGUUCCGCCGUCUGUUCGUAGUGCUGGUCUGUGCGACUGUACUUGUCCUAGCAUGUUGGAGCGCCUCGCGCCGGCAUGAGACUCCAGGGCAUGAAGAUUUUCUGCUGCAGAAAGGCAGACUGAAGCACUACGUGCAGCUGAAGGAGAGGCUGCUGAGGAGUGUUGUGGGCAAAAGGGACAACAUAAGAGCAGCGAUGCUGGUAAAGUCGCAGAUUCUAGCUGAUCUCCUUGGGAGAUCCAGGAAUGGUGAUACAGGAGGGGAUGAUGAUGAUGUGCGCUGGAGUUCGGAGGCUGCGGCAGGGAUACAUGAGAAGGCAAGAAUCCUCAAUGACGUACUUGAGAGGCAAAUUUUCGACCUCGACUCUCCACAAAAUUCGAAGGAUUCAGAGACUGCAGACAUCAACAGCGAGAUUGCAGACGUGAAACAUCUUGCAAGCAAACAGCAUGUUCCUCUGCCUCCCCUCGUUCCAGACAGCAAGCGCGUGGCGGGGGAAGGGAUGUUGGUAGCAAGGAUAGAGGGUGAGGCUGUGGAUAUUCUUACCGGCAGGACGGUUUCAAACGUCGUUGUACAGCUGAUCGAGAAGGACCAGCCGCUUCACUCGGGGAUCUCGAGGGCACUGAGCUCAAUCGCAAAGGGAUUUCAGGUUGUCGGGAUGACGGCGGCGAUUGAGGGGCGGUCGGAUUCUCCUGUGCCGGCUCUCUACUCCACCAUGACAGACCAGGACGGCAAGUUUGUCCUCGUCGGAGCUCCAGCAAUCUACAGCGUCUUUGGGGAGAAGGAUGGGUACGAUCCAGCGGAGAGCCAGGAGCACACGGCGAUACCUGGCUAUCCCGUGAGAAUCCGCCUGCUCAUGAACCCCUACCUUCCCGUAGGAGAAAUCCGAUUCGUCUUGGCGUGGGGGAAGAGAUGGUGGAACCCUCGCGCUCCGCUCGUCGAUCUUGAGCUUCAGAUCCUCACUCCGGGAGGAUGCCGAGUACGACUGGGCCUGCCUGCGGGUCAGAACGAGCCGGAUCUGGGACGAGACCUCAACCACGUGUGCGAUGAGGAGAAGAAGAGGGAAGACGUGGAGGCAGAUGACGUUGACGAUGGCGGCCCGUUAACCAUCGCCCUCGAGAACCUUGUGGAAGGGAGAUACUGGGUGUCUGUGGAGCUCAAGGAGAGUGAAGCAGGGCCUCUGGACGAGGCGACGAUGGAGCUCACUCAGUGCUCAAAGAUCAUGCAAGAGAACUCGAUCUCAGUCACGGUCUUCACACAUGACGGGGGGAGCCAACGGCUUGUGGCGUCAAGGGAUGGAGACAUUUGGAGCAACGGGAAGUGUGUGUGGGAAGUCGUUGCCGUCGACGGCAAGACGAUGGAACUGCAUCGUGUGUAUCCAAAGGGCCACGGGCUGACGAAUAAGAACGGCAAGAGCGCCUACGAGAGGUUCGUCCCAGGAUCGGACGGGGAGAGGGGAAGGAGGGCCCUGCAGGUGCCCCCGGAGCCGAGGGAGAAGAAGGAGGCUGGUGACUGGCCAAAGACUCCUCAGAACAUUCUGCAGAAUCCUUGCGAUGGCCCUUACGCGGACUGUCCCGAGGAGGCGCAGCCGGGGCCGUACGAAGACUUUCCGCAUGAGGAGGCGGGGGGGGAAGGAGAGGGAGCGAGUUCGGGUGCGACGUCGAGGGAGAGGAAGAGGAGCAGGAGCUCCAGGAUGCACUACUACGCUGGGAAAGAAGCUCAGCAUCUCCACUGGCCGCCCAUGGCAACGCAGGGAGGACGGAGUGAGGAGGUCAGAUCCCCAGCUGGGGUUGGAGCAGGAGUAGGAGCAGGAGCAGGAGCAGGAGCAGGAGCAGGAAAGCUCGACUAUCGCUCCGAUCCCAGCUACGACAAGAGGGACAAGCUUCAGUGGCCUGAGGGUCAGCAAGGAGGGGAGGGAGAUUGGAGGAGCAGCGAGGGGGAGGGGAGGAACGAGGACGAGGGAAGCAAGCCUGUUCCGUACCUUCACUGGUCAGAGAAUGUUGUGCCGGAGCACAGCAUGGCCUUCUACGGGGGCUCGGGCGCGCUUGCGAUCUAUCCCUUCAGGGGCAUGGCCGAGAUGCAGGUGAUCUGA